UCGCUUCCCCUCUCUCUCUCUCUAUCUCUCUCUCAUUCGUCGCCGCCUCCUCUUCGUCUGUACGGCACCGCUGCGAAAUUGAGGCCGCUCUGCUGUGGGGGGAUCGAGAUCCUUCCGCAAUCCACCGCCCGAUCGCCGCGCUCUGCAGGAAUCCCGAGCCGAUCUCGCCGGACCGAUGGAUUCCGGCAGAUACAUGGCCUAUUCGCCCUCCCCCUCCACCGUCCCCUAUUCGCCCCACAUCUCCGGCAUGCGCACGCCUGGCGGCGCCAUCGGCGAGCAGGAGAAGUACCUGACGGAAUUGCUUGCGGAGCGUCAGAAACUAAAUCCGUUUGUGCCAGUGCUGCCUCACAGUUUCCACUUGCUUAACCAGGAAAUUUUGCGUGUAACCAAACUGUUGGAGAAUGCAUCUCUUUUAGAUCAAUCUGGUUUUGAACAUGGUAGCCCACUGAUCACUGGAGGAUUAUUUCCAAACGGAGGCGUUGCUGACAUGAAUAGCUGGGCAUCAACAUUUCAAUCUGAAAGAUUGGGAACAUUACAGCCUUCAACUAGGAGUGGUUGGGUUGGGCCACAAGGCAACUCUUCUGGUCUUGUUAUUAAGAAAACAAUUAGAGUGGAUAUUCCCGUGGAUCAGUUCCCUAAUUACAACUUUGUUGGUCGACUCCUUGGUCCGAGAGGAAACUCUCUUAAGCGGCUUGAAGCUAUCACUGCUUGUCGUGUGCUAAUACGGGGGCGAGGCAGUAUUAAAGAUCCUGCUCGGGAGGAAAUGAUGCGCGGGAAACCAGGUUACGAACAUCUCAACGAGCCCCUUCACAUUCUCGUAGAAGCAGACUUGCCAGUUGAAAUUGUUGAUACCCGCUUAAUGCAAGCUCGUGAAGCUCUCGAGGAGAUGCUGAAACCUGUGGAUGAAUCAAUGGACUUCCUUAAGAAGCAGCAGCUCAGAGAGCUCGCCCUACUGAACGGCACCCUCCGUGACGAAGGCUCUCACACAUCGGGGUCAGUCUCCCCUUUCCAUGAUAGCCUUGCAAUGAAGAGAGCUAAGACAAGAGGGUGAACUUUAAGAUGGGCAUCAGCUCUUCCUGGUGCAAGGAUUGUGUCUUUGGUGGCCAUUGCAGCCAAAAUUCUCCAUGAAGAAUCGAAUCAAAGUUGAACUAAAAUUAGCAUAUCAGCUUGCUUUGGACUACUAAAGGAUGCUGUGGCUCUAACUAGGGUUGUCUCAGAGUGUCUUGGUGCCGAAAAGUAGGGAUCUUUGUUUGGUUAUUUGGCCUAGUCAAGCUUAUAAAUACAUAUAUAUGUAUGUGUGCCCUAUUUUAAGUGAAGUUUUGUGUGAACAGUUUUGAUAGUAAAGUGGGGGUGUGAGGUAUGUGUAGGGGAAUUAAAAGUGCCUUCUUAAGAGUAGAACUCUUUGUACUUGAUGGAGUUGAAGGUUACGCUAGCAUCAUUUGUUCGAUAUGAAUUUUACAGGGUCCCCUUCAUAAGUGAUCUUAUUCGAGGUACUUUAUGUUGGUA
Molecule: messenger RNA, 1506 nt
Organism: Zingiber officinale
Lineage: Eukaryota; Viridiplantae; Streptophyta; Magnoliopsida; Zingiberales; Zingiberaceae
Product: KH domain-containing protein At5g56140-like
Exons: 7
Coding region: 176-1051 (291 amino acids)
Biological process (GO): regulation of mRNA splicing, via spliceosome
Cellular component (GO): nucleus
Molecular function (GO): mRNA binding
Source: RefSeq, a predicted model, not a curated record